GUUUGUUCUGUAAACAGGAUCACCAGUAGCGGAAAGUUUGUCUAACGUACAGCACUACUCGCGUAUAAAGGGUUUUAAUAUAUAAUUUUGAAAGUGAGAAUAUUAAACGUUUCCAAGGUAUGAAUUGGUGUUUACUGCUAAUUGGGCUGCUGUACACCGAUGCAAAGGAAUGGAGUUUCAAGACGGAGUUUAAAGUUUCUCCAUCAAGAACAUGGAAGCCAACCCCUCAACGUAGUAUCCAACCGGAGAUAAACAGUACGACUGAAACUCAAACUGUUGAUCUAAAGAUGGAAGAUAAGAUGGAGAAAGUUUUUAUAGAUUUUAAAAAAUUAAUGCCAGCUGUUAGGAGAUUAAGGAAUAAGAAGUUGCUCUCUCUUCCUUCUUUUUCCAUUGACCACAUGCCAUCCUCCAGUAAGAUAGAGAUCAUCAGCAGUACAACAACCACCACCACAACCACAACAACCACAACAAUAACAACAAUAACAACAACAACAACCACUACUACCACCACCACAAGGACGACAGUAACAGCAGUCAAAUAUGAGCCAAGAACCACCCAAACUGUUACAGACACUGCACCAACCCCUCCAACCUUUAAACCCACUAGUUUCAAAUUUAACUCUAAUACAUUCCAACGGUUUCGUUCCAAACGCUCUCCAGACGCAGAUCCUCAGUUUUCUGUUUAUGAUUUUAGACCCCGUACCAGAGGAUUCUCAUCUGGGUUCUCUGCUACGGGUUCAGGAUUUUCAACCUCACCUGAUUCAGGAGAUCUUCCUUCUCUUGAUUCUAAGACCUCAUCUGCCAGCUCUGAUUUCAAUCCUUCAAACUCAGAUUUUGUAACUGAUGCCAGUCAUGAUUUUACUAGUUCUAACUUCAGAGAAUCUCCUACAAGCUCAGAAGUUGUGGAGAACACUUUUGACAACAAAUUUUCAUCAUCUGGAAGUAGCUUCUCCCUGCCUAGCUCCAAGUUUUCUCAGCCUAGCUCCAAUUUUUCUCCGCCCAGCUCUCAAUUCUCUCUGCCUAGCUCUCGUUUCUCUCCCCCUAGCUCCCAGUUCUCUCCCCCUAGCUCCCAGUUCUCUCCCCCUAGCCCCCAGUCAACCCCUGAGCCUGAGAUAUUUCCCCAAAAUUCUGUAAAUUCUGCAAGCAGCUUUGAUUUUUCCACUCCACCAUUAACUAGAUUCUCUCCUGGUUCUGGAUUUUCAGCUUCUAUAAUUUCUAAAUUUAACUCAGGAUUUGGAACAACUUCCAACUUCAAGGAUUUCGCAGGUUCAUCUAGGGAUCUUGGGGAAACCUCUGGAAGGGAGCCAACCACUUUGAGGGAGUCGACCACUACAAGGGAGUCAAUCACACCGAGCGAGCCAACCACAACAAGGGAACCAACUACUACCGAGGAGCCAACUACUACCACCAUGGAGCCAGCUACUACUACAUUAGAGCCAACGUCCACUACCAGGGAGCCAACUACUACUACAAGGGAGCCAACUACUACUACAAGGGAGCCAACUACCAGAACCAGGGAGGCAACUACCACAACUAGGGAGCCAACUACCACAACUAGGGAGCCAACUACCACAACUAGGGAGCCAACUACCACAACUAGGGAGCCAACUACCACAACUAGGGAGCCAAUUACCACAACUAGGGAGCCAAUUACCACAACUAGGGAGCCAACCACCACAACUAGGGAGCCAACUACCACAACUAGGGAGCCAAUUACCACAACUAGGGAGCCAAUUACCACAACUAGGGAGCCAAUUACCACAACUAGGGAGCCAACCACCACAACUAGGGAGCCAACCACCACAACUAGGGAGCCAACCACCACAACUAGGGAGCCUGCCACCACAACUAGGGAGCCUGCCACCGUAACUAGGGAGCCAACCACCGCAACUUGGGAGUCAACCAUCGCAAGUAUGGAGCCAGCCACCACAACUAGGGAGCCAGCCACCACAACUAGGGAGCCAGCCACCACAACUAGGGAGCCAGCCACCACAACUAGGGAGCCAACUACCACAACUAGGGAGCCAACUACCAAAUCUAGGGAGCCAUUUACCACAACUUGGGAGCCAAUUACCACAACUAGGGAGCCAAUUACCACAACUAGGGAGCCAAUUACCACAACCAUGGAGCCAACUACCACAACUGAAAAGACAACUACCACAUUUAAGAAGCCAACUACCACAACUUGGGAGCCUACCACUACAAUUAGGGAGCCUGACUUUACUACGAAAGAACCAGUCAGUACUUUAACAACAAUGGGAACAAUUUCUACCACAAUGAAUCCUGUUUUUGAGCCAUCAUUAUUAGAGCCAUCGGUUAUAAUAAAUUCUGGUAAACCAUUGAUUACCAUUGGGGAAUCAAGUCUCAGCAAAAACGACUCAAUAACUAUUUCUCAUACUUUUGAUGAAGCUACUUAUUCCCUUGAUCCAACACGCAAUUAUAUGGAGACUUCUUCAAUACAAGAUCAAAAAGUUUAUUUCAAAACCACAGAAUCACAAUCAAUUACAAUAAUUGGUCAAGAAAAAUUGAAUAAGAAUACAUUACCCUUACCAGAUAUAGAGGAUAUUACUUCAUCCCCCGGAGAUCAAACUAAGCAUCUUAUGUCUGAUCUUGUACUUAAUGAACCAAAUGCAGAAAUUUUCAUGGAGAAGUUAAACACCAGCAUAUUUUCUAUUAUGAAAGAUAAUGUUGAAAUGCACUUUGAAAUGGGACGCAACAGUUUUGGAGACAAAGCAUUAGUUUUAGUCCCUGGCCAUGUAAACCUCAGUAAGGGAGGACAUUCAGAAUUGAACCUUUUACUUUCAAAUACGACAAAUCAAAAAAUAGCUACUACCCUUGCCUCUGAUGAAUCUUCGACCAUCACUAGCAACCAAGAAACACAUGGAUCCCCUAUCACGCCAAUAAAAGUACCUGUUAACAAGGAUUUUCUCGCCUCCCUUCAAUCUUCUGGUGAAAAAGAAGACACCAUUUUCAGAGAGGAUCCUCCGGCCCCUCUUCACCCUUCUGAAUACAGCGAGGUCACACUACUUAAGGAGGAUCUCCCAUCCUCUCUUCUCCCUCCCGGAUACAAGGAGGUCACUUUAUUAAAGGAGGAUCUGCCAGCCUCUCUCCUCCCCCCUGGAUAUGUAGAGGAAAAUAUCCCUGUUAAGGAUUAUCCAGACCGGCUUCCUACAUCCCUUCUUCCUCCAGGAUACAACGAACCUCCUUCUAUUGAAUUAUCUAACUUAGCCAAGAUUAGAAAUACAUACAGGGGACGAUACAAAUCUGCAGCAGAGAAUGAACAUGACUUUAUUGAACCUCAAACUGAUGUUAAGUUCUCAUUCGAAGAGUCGGACAACACAACAGGUGUUGAAAUCUCUGGGUUUGGAAGAGCUGAUAAGCAAUCAUCGUCUGAUCCAAUCAGUGCUUUACUAUCCAACAUUACAGUUCUGCCAGUGAAUGAGUUUUUACCCACAGGUUACAGAUACGGGAAGACAAGUCCUCCUGUGGUCCAACCUAGUCCAGUUUAUCCCCAAGAUGGUGAUUUUAAUGAUCUUCUGAGGAAUAAAUAUGAAGAAAUUUCUAGACCAUUGGCAAAUCAAAGAAUUAACGAUGGCGCUCGUCCUGCUCCCAGAUUUAAACCAAAAAAGACUUUGAGCUCAAUCUUCAAGGAGCUGUCUAAAGAUGGUGGAUUGAUAAAGAAUGAUGACUCAAAAAUAAAAGAAACCAUUAAAGAUGAAAACCCUAUAAACAACAUUGAUUUUGAAGAUUCUGGCAUUUUUGAAUCCAUUUUGAAAGGAAAGGCUGUAAAUUUUGUUGAAAAAGUUAAGACUACCACAACUACCACUACAACAUCAACUACCACAAAAAAGAUUCCAGUCAAAACGACUUCCACAACCACCACAACCACAAUAAGGCCAAGAAGUACAACCCCAGGUUUAUGUGGAGAAUAUUGUCGUUUAGCCGGAACCAUUCGUAUACUUUCAGGACUUGAAUGGACAGAUAAUCUCAGCUAUCAUGAUUCAAGUAACUUUGUUGAUGUUUCGUCCCGCCUGAUGGCUCAGAUUCUUCUAGCCUUCAAGAAAGCUUACUUCGGCAGCUCAAUCAGUUCCACUAAAGUUGAAGCAUACACUCUGAAAGACAAUGCGGUGCUUGUGGAUUUUUAUGUCGUCUUUACAGGUUUGACUUUUGACAUUGAUACUUCUAAUCUCCGAAGAGAGUUUCUACUUGGUCUGGUUGAGAAGGAAGAAGACAUGUACCUUGGAGAUUUUCAGGUUGACCCAGAGAAUGUAGAUUUCUAUGUGCUGGGUAUUGAGGCCCCCCUGGUUGGUGGGAGUAAGGUUGAAGUACUGGAUGUAUCUUUACCAGAUUGGGCCUGGAUUGUUAUAUUCGGAGGAGCAAUAUCAUUCCUUAUUAUAGCACUACUUGGCUGUACUGUGGGAUGUAAUAGAUGGCGACAGAACCGCGUGAAGAACCGGAUUCUGAGCGCCAAGUCUCUAGCGGAGUUCAAGAGUUUUAACUCUUUGGAAUUAAUGGAUUCAGAUCAAGAUUCAUCAGGAGUAAACCUUUACAACAAGAGUGGUAUUAAGACCAAUAUUUGGACGAUUCAGCGAAACCAAGAAUCAAACAUUUACUCAAGGAUUAAGUUGCCGAGUAAGCUGGCUGGUCGAUCUGGAAAAUAUCAGCCACCAAAACUUCCUGCUAAUAAUACAUUCUCUGUAUCUGAACCCCCCGCCAACAAUUCAGCUUUAUCUCAAGAGGAAAAGGUGGAAGCUUGGAAGAAAACCAACCCUGUUGCUGGUCCUUUGAGUAGUUCAGAUUCUGAUUCAGGAGUAUACUCUAGGAGAGCCUCUGUUAGUCGACCGGCGCGCUCAAGUCUAAAAUCCUACAAAUCCGGGAAAUCUGGUAAAUCCGCGAAAUCCGUAAGAUCUGGAAAAUCUACGUCCGGUAGAUUUGAGGAAAUGGCAAUGCAGCAGAUAGAACCAACAGAAAACUUUGAUGUGGCGUUCAUGGAGAAUGGAAGUGCGAACGUGAGUCGAGCUAAACUACUGGAGGAACUGGAUCGGUCAGUUUCAGACUCCGAGGGAUCUAUAAUCUAAUUUAUUUGGUUCAUUUUGAAUUUUCCAUUUUUCCGAUUUUAUUGGCGAUAUUUUAGAGAAAAUUUCUAUUUUAUAAAUCUAAUAUGAAUAUUAUAGCUUUAAGCUAUUUUAGUAAGAUAUCUUGACUGAAUUGAUGAAAUGUGCAUUUCAAAAUGCAAUAUUUUUGUAUCGUUAAUUAACAUGUAAAACUAAUAAAUGACUUUUAUUGUACUUCAGAAAAUUUGUAAAUAAACGGAAACAAAUAAA
Messenger RNA from Eurytemora carolleeae, 5324 nucleotides. Its product is annotated as mucin-17. The record is from RefSeq and is a predicted model, not a curated record. Lineage: Eukaryota; Metazoa; Arthropoda; Copepoda; Calanoida; Temoridae. The coding region runs from base 120 to 5078 and encodes 1652 amino acids. The transcript has 16 exons.